AUGAGCCGAGCAGGACGUGGUGUGUGUGCCUGUGAUAUAGAUGGUAAUGGGAGAGAAGAGAUUUACAUAUUAAACACUAAUCACCAUUACUCUGGUCCUAAAACAUAUAGAGAUAAACUGUUUAUAUGGCGAAAUGGUAAAUACGUAGAUCUAUUUAGUGAUGUGGUAAAUGCUGGGUUACCAAUGUUUGCCGGUAGAUCUGUCGCUUGUUUAGACAGAAAUGGUGAUGGAAAAUAUGGCUUUGUACUCACUACAUACGCUGAUGGCGGUCGAGGUGCUUUUCGCCUGAUUGAAAUGAAUAUUGCUGACCACAAGAACAAUAUUUCUACCGGGGAUAUUGUGUUGAUAGAUUCGGCUGUAGAAGCUGGCAUAAAUUACACAACAGGCGGUCAAGGUAUAGCUGUCGGAUCUAUUUUUGGUAUCCGUGGACUUUCUGAUAUUUUUAUUACUGCUGAAGGCAGAACAAUCUUCAGUAACAUUGGUAACAACAAUUUAUUUCAAAACACUGGCAAUGGAAAAUUUACCAGUAUAGCGCCAUUAGAGGUUGCUGAUAAAAAUCAAGAUGGCCGUGGGGUAUCGCUAUGUGAUUUAAAUAAUGACGGUUUUAUAGAUGUAGUGUAUGGUAAUUGGCUAGGCCCUCAUCGUAUGUUUUUACAACAAAGAAAUUCAAAUGGUGAUGUAAGAUUCCAGAAUGUGGCAACUAAAGACUUUGCCAGAACAUCACCAAUAUCAUCGGUUAUAACAGCAGACUUUAAUAAUGAUGGUUAUAUAGAUAUAUUCCAUGGUAAUAUGUUUUAUGUUCUGGAUAAUAUUGAACAUAAAUAUGUUGUAACAAACAAUCGUCUGUUUACCUCCAAGUCAACUAAUAAUGUUCUGAGUUUGGAAAACGUAGAUAUUGGUGACGCAGAAGAAUCAACUAGAAGCACAACUGGUGCAUCUAUAGCUGAUUUGGAUGGUGAUGGGUAUCUAGAAUUAAUAAUUUGUCAUAACGAUCUGAACUCACCGACUUUAAGUCUCUACGAGGCGAAGAAAGUUGCAGGAAACCAUUGGUACAGAAUAAUGCCCCUCACAAAAUAUGGUGCUCCUGCAAGAGGGGCUACCGUAACAUUGACGUUAGAUGGAAGUAUAACGUUGAAGAGAGUAGUAGAUUCUGGAUCAGGAUAUAUGUCUCAAAUGGAACCAGUCGCCCAUUUUGGUCUGGGUAAAAGGUUACCCAAAUCUGUGUCCAUUGUUUGGACGGAUGGUCGCUAUAUAAGAAGAUCCGUAUCAGAAAAUGAUAUAGAUACAUUUUACAUUAUAACUUACAAUGGUAUCAUGGAAGCGCAACGAAAGGAAUGGAUUUUAGCUGAACCAGAAAAAUUAAAUGAUUCCACGACCAUUCACGUCAUACGCCAUGUUUCUUCCAUCGUAUCAAUUUUGUUUUUAUUUUUAAUGACAUAGUAUUUGAAAUAAAUAUGUUUUAUAAAAUC
Messenger RNA from Patella vulgata (common limpet), 1469 nucleotides. Its product is annotated as cartilage acidic protein 1. The transcript is spliced from 8 exons. NCBI's taxonomy places the organism in Eukaryota, Metazoa, Mollusca, Gastropoda, Patellidae. The record is from RefSeq and is a predicted model, not a curated record. The coding region runs from base 1 to 1440 and encodes 479 amino acids.